UCCCCACCCCGGGGCUUGGGGUGGGGGUGAUGCCGCCGCCGCGCUGCGCUCCCGGCGGUGCGUAUCGCCUUGGGCUCGGGGCCACGCGUGGGUCACGCGGGGAGCGAGCGGGCAGGGCCGGCUCCCGUGGGGUUGAGGGCUUUGCUUCCUGCCCCGGCCUGCUGGGGGGCGGCUGAGCUCCUACCGGCGGUCACCGAGCUGGAGGGGGGGUCUGGAUGGUCCUGAGGGAUUCCGGUGCCGGAAGAGAGGCCUGGCGCUGUGGAGGCCCUUCUUCCCCCGUGUUGUACCUCCUGAAGGAGGGAGGAGGGCCUAGUUAUGCUGCGAAGCUUUGAGAGGAUCCAGCACAAACGCCUACAUAAGCAGGGUAUUGAAGCCCCCAGGAGGAGGUUCAAGUAAUCUCUUUGGGAGUACAGAAGAAGUUUGUUCUUCAAACAGGCCACACCGAAUGGCAUCCAAUAUCUUUGGAGCAUCAGAAGAACCUCAAAACAUUCCAAAAAGAACAAACCCUCCAGGGGGGAAAGAAAGUGGUAUUUUUGAGGAUUCUAGUUCUGCUCAGCCUCGUCCACGCAUGAAUCCACCUGGUGGGAAGACAAGUGAUAUCUUUGGGUCUCCUGUAUCAACCAGUGUUGUGCGAGCACACCCAAACAAGCCUAAGGAUCACAUUGUCUUGAAAGAAGAUGAAACACCAAAGAAGCUAGAAGCUACAGAAAAUAUCAAACCACAGAUGGAAGAUGGAGGCGAGAAAAAAGAUCUGGGCAAAGAGGAGCGAUGCAAGGACCCAGAACCCAAGAUAGACAAUCAUGAGCCUCGAUUAGGGCCAAGGCCACGCUCACACAACAAAGUUCUCAAUCCACCAGGGGGGAAAUCCAGUAUUGCAUUCUAUUAGGGUUAUCUGUUCACUUUCACUAACGGAGUCCGCACAGAAACUCUUGUCUGUGGUUGCGAGGUCAGUUUAUAGAUUAUUAUUGGGGGAUAGAUUCUUAGGCAGAUGGAUGAGGGUUAUACUAAAGUGUGUGGGAAGGAUAACCUGAUGACUUGGGGAGGGAGGGCUGGGGAGGGAAAGGGUGCCCUGUGGAAAAUGUGAGCAUUGGCCUGUCUGGGUGGGUGUCAGAGGGGGCAGUAGUGUAACUUUGUGAAAGAUCAGUGCUACUUUGUGGUGAGUUCAUCAGACUGUUAGGUUCUUAGCUAGCUCGUGGCUCAGGACACUCUUGUGGAGUCAGGCUUAUCCCUACAGUCAGUAUGUAAAACGUUGUGAACGGGUAGGAGCCUGGAGGUCCUAUCUGAAGGGUUCUGAAGCACAGCAGGUAGGCUGUGCUUCCCUCUAGGCAGCAGGGUGCAGCUUCACAGUGUGAGUUGACUUGCAGUCACUGUAAUGUAAAUAUGUUCCCCUGGAACAAGUAGUGCUACUGUGGUUUUGAAUGUCUUCAGUCUUUGGUUCUCUUUCUCCUUUCUUGCUUAGCAGCACAUGAUCGCUGAUACAAGAGCAAAACAUGCUGAAAGUUUUUUAUACUCAUAAUAUUGUGGGCUUCCCCUCCCCAGAGUGUUCAGGCCUUUCUAAUGCCUUCAGCAAUCUGCUGAUUACUACAACUAGCUCUUGACAAGUGAUUGUAUCAGUCCAGCACACUGUUUCAUGUAGGUGCUUCUAGAAGACUUUUAUUUAAAGUAUCCUGAUUGAGUGCUUGCACAUUUCUGGUAAAUAUGUGGGUGCAGUGUACAAUUACCAUGGAGAAUAUAGGGAGGUGUCCAGCCAGCUAGCUUUGACCCAACCUGUAUAGAAAUGCCUUCGCUUCUGCAAAGGUUUUCACUUUGUACCCUGUGAAAACCGGGACUGUUCUACUGUCUUCACCACAGUGCAUUUUUUGUUUGUUUGUUUAUCUGUGCUGACUCUGUUAGUGAAUUCUCUUGUCUUUGGUCAGCCUUAUGUUUGCCUUUGGCUGCCUCAAGAUUUUUGUUGGUAAGGUUGGGAGAACUGCAUGGAUUCUCCCCAAACCACAGUCGUAAUUGUUUUGAGACAUGCUGUAGACUAUCCUAGUUGGAGAAACAAAGACUUUAGCAAUACAAACCUUUUGGUUGUGCUGACUAUCUUAAAUCAUGUUUGGAAGAUGUGCAUAUUUUGCACGAACAUUUGUUAGGGAGGGUAGCUCCCAUCAUUUGUUCUCUGAUCAUAUCUAGGGCCUUGAUACAUGAAUGUUAACAUUAGGUGCUUACUGUUCAACGUAUUUAAUAGUGACUUUUUAAAUUUGACAUAUCGAAACAGGAGUUGUUCAGGUACACCAAAGAACACGUGGCCUUAUCUGCAUGUAUCUGCUGCUGUUCUAGCCCAGGUUCCCUGGGAACUGCCACUCUUCAGAGGGGACUGUCUCUGGGCCAGGUGCUAAAACACUCUGUGAUUCUAGUGCUCACUAGACUGCUCGGUUCAAUUGAUGUCAGAAGUGGUGGAUGACUGCCUGAAGACUUAGUUGCCUUUUCAGACAGGGAAAGUGAAAUAUAUGGGGCAGUGCUAAGGGCAGAAAUAGCCAUGGAAGGUGGGGAUUUCAGUGCCCCUUCAGAGAGGUUUGGAGCUCCCUGUUAUUUGGCCCCCUGGGAAGACAAGAUGGUGAUUCUAACUGCAACUCUGGGAUGGAUUUAUGUUACUUCCAAACAUGUAUUUCCUAGCAGCUAUUCUUGAGUCUGUGCUGUCUAGCCUUUGUCUGAGUCUUGGACACAUCUAUUUGUUUCAAUUCCUUGUUUCAGUACUUGACAGGGUUUUAAGAGGCCACCAUGUGGAAAAGUCAACCAGAGGCUGAUUUCUGCAUUGAAGGGUCUGGUAUCAUUGAUGCUAUCCGUAAUACUGAGCUUAGACUUGGCAUCUUUUAGUACCUGAUGUGCAUUGGCUACAGUGCCUGUCUUUUAAACAGUAAUUUCCAACUAGGCCUUAAAUUUGUUAAACUAUGUUCAUUCUCUUGUAUUUUUUUCUUUGGAAUCUAAACCAUGUUUUCAACUCAUCAAGUAAGAUUGAUAAGAGCAUUUCUCCGGGACAGAAGGUGACUGGAAAUCAAAUGAUAAAUCAUGCAAUUGUCAAUAAACCUCUGUAUUUUGUUACUUCA
Molecule: messenger RNA, 3086 nt
Organism: Athene cunicularia (burrowing owl)
Lineage: Eukaryota; Metazoa; Chordata; Aves; Strigiformes; Strigidae
Gene: JPT2
Product: Jupiter microtubule associated homolog 2
Exons: 5
Coding region: 446-886 (146 amino acids)
Cellular component (GO): nucleus
Source: RefSeq, a predicted model, not a curated record